Messenger RNA from Corticium candelabrum, 758 nucleotides. Its product is annotated as myosin regulatory light polypeptide 9-like. The transcript has 6 exons. Gene Ontology annotation, molecular function: myosin heavy chain binding; calcium ion binding. The record is from RefSeq and is a predicted model, not a curated record. Gene Ontology annotation, cellular component: cytoplasm; myosin II complex. The coding region runs from base 75 to 587 and encodes 170 amino acids. NCBI's taxonomy places the organism in Eukaryota, Metazoa, Porifera, Homoscleromorpha, Homosclerophorida, Plakinidae.
CAGAGGGAUCUCGAGGUGCAACGUAGCGUGCGCGUUUCACAUUUUUUGUUCUCCAUCUCAUCGCGUGUGUUCAAAUGGCUGCGAGAAAAGCAGGAAAGAAGAACCCGAAGAAGCGAGCUCAACGAGCCACUUCGAACGUGUUUGCUAUGUUUGACCAAGCUCAAAUACAGGAAUUCAAAGAGGCGUUCAAUAUGAUCGACCAGAACAGGGACGGAUUCAUCGACAAAGAAGAUCUAAAGGACAUGAUGGCUUCGUUAGGCCGAGAAUAUCCGGAGUCGUAUUAUGAUGAGAUGAUGGGCGAGAGUUUGGGACCGAUGAAUUUCACGAUGUUUCUCACCGUCUUUGGAGAGAAAUUAAAUGGUACGGACCCGGAGGACGUCAUAAAGAACGCGUUUGCGUGUUUUGACGAAGAAGGGACCGGAUAUAUACACGACGACAAGCUACGUGAACUGCUCAUGACCAUGGGAGAUCGAUUCACUGAAGAUGAGGUUGAUGAGAUGUUUCGAGAUGCUCCCAUAGAUGCUGAGGGAAAGUUUGAUUACCCAGCAUUUACUCGAAUUCUGAAGCAUGGUACAAAGGAUGAGUAAGUUUAGCUAUUAUCUCUGACUUGAUUUGCUUGGAAAUAGUUUUACUGAUGUGGAGUUAUGCUGGAUGGAUAGAAUUCAGGAGUAACUGUUGUCUACAGUUAAUGUUUUAAUUAAGUACAGUUUGUGGUAGAAAUAGUGUUAUACCAAUCAAUUUCAAGCUCAAAGAUGAAA